Messenger RNA from Drosophila elegans, 3545 nucleotides. RefSeq names its product tropomyosin-2 (gene Tm1). The record is from RefSeq and is a predicted model, not a curated record. Gene Ontology annotation, cellular component: actin filament. Lineage: Eukaryota; Metazoa; Arthropoda; Insecta; Diptera; Drosophilidae. Gene Ontology annotation, biological process: muscle contraction; actin filament organization. Bases 225 to 2354 code for a protein of 709 amino acids. Gene Ontology annotation, molecular function: actin filament binding. The transcript is spliced from 9 exons.
UUCUAGCGAUUUGCAAUUACAUAAAAACUGUUGCGGAAGUUCUCUCUCUGCAAUUUUCACGCGCCGAUGAAAAUUCGCAAAAGAUCUGUAUUAAAUCAUCAAUAUAAAUAGCGAAUAACGGUACAAUGAGCCCAGCUGUUUGAAAGCCGCAGCAAUCAACAAUCAAAAGUAUAAAACAGCACGCACCAAAUCACACAACAACAACAGCAUUGCGCAUAAUUAAUAUGUACGAGAAAACAUUAAACAUAGGAACUGCAAAAGUUAAUAAUGCAUAUGAAUGGCAAACAGUGAGAUACAACAACAAGCCCCAAACAACAACAAUAACAGCAGCAGUAAAAGUGAAGAAACAACAACCACAAAAGCAAAAAAAUGCCACAAAAGCCGCACCAGCAACAACAGUGCUACCGUUAACCGGCAAUAGCAUUACCGUUCAACAAGGGCCAAAAAUCAAAUUCGUUGGCAACGCGGCGCGCCGGCAAUCGUUGGCCCAUCAAAUUAAGCGAGCACAUCGGCAUUUACUGACCAGUCAGGACAAACCGCCGCAGCAAAAGCAAAAAACACAAGUGCUGUUGCAGACUGGCAAAACAGUUGCCAAACCGAAACAGAAGCAGAAACAAUUGUUGAAAAGUGAUAAGGCGAGAGAAAAGCAGAAGCAGCACCAUCACCAAAGAAAGUCAGCCGCCAACAGGAACACUCGCAACCGCAGGCCGCAAUCGGAAUCUUCGGGCCUCUCUUCCCGCUGGUGUUCCAUCGAGGAGCAGCUGAACCUGCUGGACGACCUGCUCUACUACUGCGAUGAGGAGGCUGAGCUGUAUCUAGCCCAGCUCUACGAAAGGUUCGAGACCCUCCAGGGGAGCAGUAGGGGCUCCUCGCCGGCCAGCGACUUCUGGAGCGAUUCGGACAUGGAUCACGACGACUCCAGCACCAGUGGCACUGGCAGCCAUACAGCCAGCAAUGCCAGCCUAGUUCCCGCCUCGCUAAAGCGACGUGGCCACCAGCAUCAUCCGCGUUUCUCGGGCACCCGCCGGCCCAAUGUGCCCAAUGUCCAGGAGAUACUAGCCGCCCUCUACCGCGGCGACUCCAAGAGUGCUCUCUCCAAUCUCAGGGGUGAGACGCAGCCCGACGAAGAGCAACAGCAGCCGGAGGAGGUGCUGCCGCCUAGCAGAAACACUUUGAGCCUGCCCCUCAGCGAAUCGGUAACGAAUUCCCUGGGCAGCAACAGUCCCACGCCCACGGACGAGAGCAGUGUGCAAGACGAGGUUGCCAGCAACCCGCCAGCAGCUUCAACCGGAGAAGGAGCAGUUCCUCCGGCAGUCACAACCACCUCCAAGAGCAAGAAAAAGAAGCGGGAGAAGGGUGAAAAGUCGGAGAAGUCCGAGAAGUCCGAGAAAUCCGACCGCAAAAAGAAGUCAUCUGGCAAAAAGGAGCGCAGCAAGCGUUCCAAUCCCAUGGAGCUGAGCAGCGACAGCCUGGCCACCGAUCUCAGUGCCGGGGCCAUCGACGAGGGCAUCGCCCUAGCGGAUGACGACGACAACCAGGCGGCGGAGUGGUCUAAGCUACGUUGCACCAGCGAGGCGGCCGAAAUUGUGGCGGAACGGGAGGCCAGCCGGAACAAGAGACGCUGUGCGGAUUAUCCGGGACUGGCAUUUGGCAAGUCCAUCUUCAGUUCGGACACCAUGAUGAAGUUCAACAUCAUUCGGAACGAGCUGCACAACAUCAUGAACACACAACUGAAAAGGGCCGAAUCCGAGGUUGCCGCUCUGAACCGUCGCAUCCAGUUGCUCGAAGAAGACUUGGAGCGCUCUGAGGAGCGUCUGGGCUCCGCCACAGCCAAGCUGUCGGAAGCCUCUCAGGCCGCCGAUGAGAGCGAACGGAUACGAAAAGCGCUUGAGAAUCGCACAAAUAUGGAAGAUGACAAAGUAGCUCUUUUGGAGAACCAAUUAGCACAAGCAAAAUUAAUUGCAGAAGAAGCCGAUAAGAAAUACGAAGAGGUUGCCAGAAAACUCGUGCUCAUGGAACAGGAUCUGGAGCGUUCCGAGGAGAAGGUCGAGCUCAGCGAAAGCAAAAUUGUGGAGCUUGAGGAGGAGCUGCGCGUGGUUGGUAACAACCUGAAGUCCCUUGAAGUCUCUGAGGAGAAGGCCAACCAACGUGAGGAGGAGUACAAGAACCAAAUCAAGACCCUGAACACUCGUCUAAAGGAGGCUGAGGCUCGUGCUGAGUUCGCUGAACGUUCCGUUCAGAAGUUGCAGAAGGAAGUCGACAGGCUCGAAGAUGACCUGCUCAACGUGCGGGGCAAGAACAAACUGUUGCAGGAGGAAAUGGAGGCCACCUUACAUGACAUACAGAACAUGUAAACAUCUAAUUUGCUUAUGUAAAUUAACUAAACUGCCUGCUUUGACGUCAAACAAAACCCCACGCACACAAACUGGCGCUUUCCAUAUUUAAAUACUAGAGAACACAUCUCCACACCCACGCCACGCCCACCACCCACACGAGACAAUCCAAGGACGCCAAGUGUCUUCCAUGCGGAUGCGAAAGCCAUCUUUGAACGCUAAGCAACGGGAGAGUUAAUCAAAAAUAGCGUUAAACACACACUAAACAUAAACAUAAACUCAAUGAAAAGCAGAUGGAAGGGCAGAACCGAACCUAAAGCAAAACAUUCUCGUAGCAAACGCAUUCCAAUUUACAAUUUCCAUUUCGAUGUAUCGAUUUCAAUUCGCAAAAUUCGAAUGGUUUACCGGCAGCUAUCGCCAUUUUACAACACUGCAAUAAUUGCAAUACAAUGUCGUUAAAUCAAAAUUUUAAUUAUACCUUAUACUUUGAUUUUACACUUGCUUUUGCUACCCCUUACCUUGUUUUGUUUUAAUUUAAAUCUUAAACUUAAAAGUAUUCUUGUACUUUUGUAUUUGACGAGAUGACAACUUGAACAACACACGCAUUGCCGCCUUCUUCUUAGUUUACGUGUAUUAAAAUAGAGAGACAAACAAUCGCUGUUAUUUAUAUUUAAAGAGUAAAUUCUAUGCUAAAACUUUGUAUUUUGUCGCCAGCUUAACUGUAUUAAUAAUAUGCUAAUGUUUACCUUGUUUAUACAUACAUAUUUAAACAAAUUGUCGUGUUUGCAAAACGUUGUGUAAUAUUUGCCUACUUUUAAGUUGCCGCCACGCCUACCAAACUACUACACGUACUACUACUACUCUUUCGAUAGAGAUUCCAAAACAAAGACAAAAGACAACUAGCUAGUGCACAUCAUUCCAAUUGCAAAUCGAUCACCGGUACCCGGUUACCGAUUCCGACAACUUUUAUUUGAAAAAUAAAACGAAAACCAAUUUCCCUAUACUAACCAAUCUUCUGAUUUUGAAAACAGUAACAUCCCCAAAUGAGAAGAAUGCUGCAACAAGAAGGGCAUUAAAAAUUCUAAUUUGAUCUAUUUACGAUUUACAUAAAUUAAUUAUUUAUAUUUUAAUAUAUACCUAUACAAUACAUAUACUAUACAAUACAUACCAUGCUGCUGCAAUUGCACAAAUAAAGUAUUUUUUCGAAAAACA